Messenger RNA from Fukomys damarensis (Damara mole-rat), 1002 nucleotides. RefSeq names its product CDKN2A interacting protein N-terminal like (gene Xtbd1). The transcript is spliced from 3 exons. Lineage: Eukaryota; Metazoa; Chordata; Mammalia; Rodentia; Bathyergidae. The record is from RefSeq and is a predicted model, not a curated record. The annotation marks the transcript as partial.
GCGGUGGAGGAGCUGGUUUCCGGAGUGCGGCAGGCGGCCGACUUCGCCGAGCAGUUCCGGUCCUACUCCGAAAGCGAGAAGCAAUGGAAAGCGCGCAUGGAGUUCAUCCUGCGCCACCUGCCCGACUACCGCGACCCGCCAGAUGGCGGCGGCCGCCUGGACCAGCUGCUGUCACUCUCCAUGGUCUGGGCCAAUCACCUCUUCCUGGGCUGCAGUUACCAUAAAGACCUUCUGGACAAGGUGAUGGAAAUGGCAGACGGAAUUGAAGUGGAAGACUUGCCACAGUUUACCACCAGAAGCGAAUUAAUGAAAAAGGAGGAUUCAAGCACAAAUAUAUUGAGUGCACAAGUUUGAUUUCUAACCACCAACCUGAGGCACCUGCUCCCAGCCUGAUCAUGAGCAAAAUUAAGAAAGCAGCAGUAGCUGCUUUGCUGAGCGAUGGCGGGUGUCAUCGCCGGGAAGGUCAGUUGGUUUUUCCACGAUUAAAGUCUUUAGCAUGGAGGAACGAGUGAUUAAUCAGGAAGCUGUCAUUAUUGGCUCAAUGAAAAAAGUUGUCUGCCUAAUUGUUCCAGUUUUCCUGAGAACAUUUUUAUCCCGAGAGGAAAAAUGGUAGACGAAAUAUGAAGAAAAGUGCAAACAAGCAUGCCCACAUCUCAAGGGGUUCUCUUUUGUGCACUGUGCCCAGUCUUGGCAUGCGCUGAGGUAACGCUUUGGUGAAAGCAGCCAUCAUGUUCUAAGGUGGGGGAAAAAAAAAAACAGCCCUUCAGACUCUUUCAAUAAGAGGUUGUCUUACAUCCCAAGAUAAAUGCAUACUUCACAGAGCUGCUUGUCUUUUUGUUUAAUGUUCUGGAAAUAGAAGUUGAGCCAUCUCAGACUCCACAGGCCAGUCUUGUCUGGUACCCGAGGUGGGUAAACCGCCUGCCAGCACCCUGUGAGGAAGGCUGUACUUGCUGCAGCCAGGACCACUUAGAGUUGCAGUGCUGCUGUAGGCUGGGGUGCGCU